Micropterus dolomieu (smallmouth bass) is the source of this 3141-nucleotide messenger RNA. RefSeq names its product V-type proton ATPase 116 kDa subunit a2-like. Bases 447 to 2993 code for a protein of 848 amino acids. Lineage: Eukaryota; Metazoa; Chordata; Actinopteri; Centrarchiformes; Centrarchidae. The transcript has 20 exons. Gene Ontology annotation, biological process: proton transmembrane transport; vacuolar acidification. The record is from RefSeq and is a predicted model, not a curated record. Gene Ontology annotation, cellular component: plasma membrane; vacuolar proton-transporting V-type ATPase, V0 domain; vacuolar proton-transporting V-type ATPase complex. Gene Ontology annotation, molecular function: ATPase binding; proton-transporting ATPase activity, rotational mechanism.
UGUGUGGAAGUUGAUCGUAUUCAACAGUGCGAAGUGACGUGUAGGAGUAUGGACACUGCGAGCGGACGUCUUAUGAAACUUCACAAACUAUGAAAGGACUCGCGACCACGUCUUUGGAUGUGCUGCGUUAGCGGUCUUACUACGGUUGACUCACAGUUUCAUGUUCAACUUUGAUGAAAGAAGUUAUUCAUCUCAGAACAAACAACACGACACUCACUGGCUAGCACAUUAGCUAACACAGGAAGAGCCUCUGCUGUAACGAUAGCUAAAGUGUCUGUUAUGCUAAGUUAGUAAAAUAUUGUACUAACACCGGAGCCAAGAUAUGAAAAGCACUAAGAAGGAUUUGACUCUCUGCAACUGACGGAUCUCUUACAGGAACCGCACUUGUUAGCUUGCUAGUAUUAGCCCCUCGCCUGAGCAGGUACAUAUAAGAGUGAACUGUCAAAAUGUCUCUGCUCCGAGGUGAAGAUAUGUGCCUGGCACAACUGUUUCUACAGUCUGGAUCAGCAUACGACUGCAUCAAUGAACUUGGAGAACUGGGGCUUGUGGAGUUCAGAGACCUCAAUCCCAGUGUGAACGCAUUCCAGCGAAAACAUGUCAAUGAGAUCAAAAAAUGUGAAGAGAUGGAGAGGAUCCUUGGAUACCUUCUGAGGGAAGUCAAGAAAGCAGACAUUUCACUGCCAGAAGGAGACGUGAACCCAGUGGCUCCUUUACCCAAGCACAUCAUGGGGAUUAUGGAGCAGCUACAGAGGCUAGAAGUGGAGUUGGGUGAAGUAACCAGGAAUAAAGAGAAGCUGCAAAGGAAUCUGCUGGAGCUGACGGAGUACACACACAUGCUGCGCAUCACCCGCAACUUUGUACAGAGAUCUGCUGAGCGAGAGCCCAUACAAGUACAGUAUGAGGAGUUUCCCUUCCUAGAAAAAGACACAGCGAUGGACUACAGCAGCAUGCAGAGGCUAGGAGCCAAACUGGGUUUCAUUUCUGGGCUUAUUCAGAGGGGGAAGAUCGAGGCCUUUGAGCGGAUGCUUUGGCGAGUGUGUAAAGGCUACACCAUCCUCAGCUAUGCGGAGAUCGAGGAGUAUCUGGAAGAUUCUGACACGGGUGAGCCGACCAAAAGCGUAGUGUUCCUGAUCUCUUACUGGGGAGACCAAAUUGGCCAGAAAGUGAAGAAGAUCUGUGACUGCUACCACUGUCACUUGUAUCCCUAUCCUAGUAGCAAUGAGGAGAGGAAUGAUGUUGUGGAAGGACUCAGAACUCGCAUUCAGGACCUGCACACAGUACUUCAUAGGACAGAGGACUAUCUGAGACAGGUCCUGAUUAAGGCUUCGGAAUCCGUCUACACCUGGGUCAUCCAGGUCAAGAAGAUGAAAGCCAUCUACUAUAUUCUGAACCUGUGUAGUUUUGAUGUUACAAACAAGUGUCUGAUCGCUGAGGUGUGGUGUCCUGUGGAUGACAUUCCCACCCUGCGGAGGGCGCUAGAAGAAGGAUCGAGAAAAAGUGGAGCCACAGUUCCUUCCUUUGUCAAUCGUAUCCCCACCAAAGACACUCCCCCAACCCUGAUAAGGACCAACAAAUUUACCUCUGGCUUCCAGAACAUUGUGGAUGCCUAUGGAGUGGGCACCUACAGGGAGGUUAACCCUGCUCCUUUCACAAUCAUCACCUUCCCAUUCCUGUUUGCUGUGAUGUUUGGGGACCUGGGUCAUGGAGUUAUUAUGGCUGUGUUUGCUUUCUGGAUGGUGCUCUACGAGAACAACCGCAAACUUAAAAACACAAGGAAUGAGAUCUGGAACACAUUCUUUGAGGGGCGUUAUAUAAUCCUGAUGAUGGGCCUGUUCUCCAUCUACACUGGCCUGAUAUACAAUGACUGUUUCUCAAAGUCCCUUAAUAUCUUUGGUUCUGGAUGGAGCGUGAAAGCCAUGUUCAGAGCAAAUGUCUGGAAGGACAGGGAUAUCCAGGGGAAUGGUCUUCUUACUCUGGAUCCAAAUGUUACAGGAGUUUUCACUGGACCAUACCCUCUGGGAAUUGACCCAAUUUGGAACCUGGCAACCAACCGCCUUACAUUUCUGAACUCUUAUAAGAUGAAGAUGUCAGUGAUACUGGGCAUCAUACACAUGAGCUUCGGGGUCAUCCUCAGCACUUACAAUCACUUGCACUUUAGGAAGAAGUACAACCUGUACUUGGUAUUUCUCCCUGAACUCCUGUUCCUGCUGUGUCUGUUUGGGUACCUGGUGUUCAUGAUAGUGUACAAGUGGCUGGUCUUCUCUGCUAAGGACUCCAGACUGGCCCCGAGCAUCCUCAUCCACUUCAUAAACAUGUUUCUCAUGCAGGGUGAUGCAGUGCAGCCUCUCUACCCAGGACAGUCUGGCUUCCAGGUAUUUCUGUUGGUCAUUGCUGUUCUCUCAGUGCCUGUCUUACUCGCGGGGAAACCCGUCUACCUUUAUUGGCUUCACAAUGGAAGCCGCCGCCUAGGAAUGUACAGGGGAUAUGAGCGUGUACGGCGUAACAGUGAAGAGGAGCUCUACCUGAUGAGGGCUCAUGACAUGGAGGAGGGCAGCAGUCACAGUGAUCUCUCCACUAGUGGAGACUGCCACACAGAGGAGUUUGACUUUGCAGAUGAGUUGCUGCAUCAGUCCAUCCACACUAUAGAGUAUUGCCUGGGUUGCAUCUCCAACACAGCCUCCUACCUAAGGCUCUGGGCUCUAAGUCUGGCACAUGCCCAGCUAUCAGAGGUGCUUUGGACCAUGGUGAUGAGAGUAGGGCUACGAAUGGACACUACUCUCGGGGUUUUAUUCCUGGUGCCUGUGUUUGGCCUGUUUGCUGUUCUCACUGUGUCCAUUCUUUUGGUAAUGGAGGGUCUGUCUGCAUUCCUUCAUGCCCUCCGGCUGCACUGGGUGGAGUUUCAGAAUAAAUUCUACAGUGGGACUGGAGUCAAGUUUUGCCCCUUCUCCUUCUCUCUCCUGCCCUCCAGCUUUGAGCACGAUGGCUUACUGUGAAAGGACUAUUUGCUAAUACUGUUAGGUGGUAAACAGCCAAAACAAGCCAUCAGACUUAUUCCAGAUGUCAUGAGACUUUUUUCUGUUCUUCUUUUAACAGUUUGUCAUAAAAAGACAUUUAAUGUUGAGCUUCACAGAUUUCGGACUA